Messenger RNA from Cylicocyclus nassatus, 778 nucleotides. The record is from the annotation of a GenBank genome assembly. NCBI's taxonomy places the organism in Eukaryota, Metazoa, Nematoda, Chromadorea, Rhabditida, Strongylidae.
CUUAGAUCCCGCCUCCUUCCACAAAUCACCAAGCAUGGAGAAGCUCACCUAUGGAGCGCUGGCUGCGCUAGGUGGCGCAGUCCUUUACGCCAAUCUUCCCACAAGCAUGACUGUUGGAACUUCUACUCCAACUGCUGCGUAUCUUUCCGAAGCCCGGCUAGUUCCAGUUCCUGAUGAAUCUCGUGUUGAUGAGACAAGGGCGCUGAAGGCUGCUUCACUUUUCGCCAAAGCUCCAACCAUGGUAAUGGCUGUACGUCGGCCAGGAUGUUUGACAUGCCGAAGGGAAGCUGCCGAAUUGAGCGACCUUGAACCGAACAUGAAAUCAGCUGGCGUUAACUUGAUUGCUGUCGUUCACGAGACUAAAGGUGUGAAUGACUUCAAACCCUUCUUCAAGGGAGAUGUCUACUAUGAUAAGGAGCGCCGUUUCUAUGGUCCCAACGAGCGUUGGUUACCGUUAUGGCUCGGCUUUCUUCGUUUCAAAACCUAUGUAAAUAUGUACAAAGCAAGAAGAGGAGGAUUUCAUGGCAACACAGAAGGCGAAGGACGACUGCUUGGGGGAUUUUAUCUAAUCGCAAACAAUGAUUUGGUUUACUCAUACCUGGAGAAGGACUGGGGUGAUGCUCCCAAUUGGGAGGAAGUACGAGAUGCCAUCGCACAGUUCAAUAUCAAGAGGAGAUAAAUGUGUUCUCUUCUUUGUAGAACUGCCUUAUAUGUUGUAUUUCAAUUGGUGUAGUGCUGUAGAAAGAAUGUGAUAAUAAAUGCUAAUAAAUAGUCGUUC